AUGUUUGCGCUUAACAGGAGCCAUGGGACUCCCUCCUCCUUCAUCCUGCUGGGGAUUCCAGGCCUGGAAGCCUUUUACCACUGGAUCUCCAUCCCGCUCCCCUCCAUGUACAUCGUGACACUUCUGGGGAAUAGCACCAUGUUGUACGUGAUCACCACUGAGCAGAGACUCCACAAGCCCAUGUACCUCUUCCUCUGCAUGCUGGCCACCAUAGACCUGGUCCUGUCCACCUCCACCCUGCCCAAGAUGCUUUGCAUCGUCUGGUUCCGAGCUGGAGAAAUCAGUUCCACGGCCUGCCUGGCCCAGAUGUUCUUCAUCCACGCCUUCUCAGUCAUGGAGUCCAGCGUGUUGGUGGCCAUGGCCUUUGACCGUUUUGUGGCCAUCUGCAACCCCCUGAGAUAUGAUUCCAUCCUAACCACCCCCCUGCUGACCAAGAUUGGCAUCGCGGUGGUCCUGAGAGGCACCGUCUUCAUCACCCCAAUCGCCAUCUUAGCGGCACGCCUUUCAUACUGCAAGACAAACAUCAUCGCUCACACCUAUUGUGAGCAUAUGGCGGUGGUGAAACUGGCUUGCUCAAGUAUCCUGGCCAAUGUGGUCUACGGGCUUCUGGUGGCACUGCUGGUGGUUGGGGCUGAUCUGCUGUUUAUCACUUUUUCCUACUGCAUGAUUACUAGGGCAGUCCUGGCCCUGCCCUCACGAGAUGCCCGCUACAAAGCCUUCAGCACCUGUGCAGCUCACGUGGUGGUCAUCCUGGUGUCUUACACACCAGCUCUCUUCACCAUCCUGACACACAGAUUUGGCCAUCAUGUGUUACCUCAUGUGCACAUUCUCCUGGCCAACUUCUACCUCCUCUUUCCUCCCAUGCUGAACCCCAUUGUCUACGGAGUGAAGACCAAGGAGAUCAGAGACCAAGUGAAGCGGGUGCUGCUGGGCGACGCCGGCAAGGAGAAGCUGCCCCGCUAUUACAAGAACAUCGGCCUGGGCUUCAAGACCCCCAAGGAGGCCAUCGAGGGCUCCUACAUCGACAAGAAGUGUCCCUUCACCGGCAACGUCUCCAUCCGGGGCCGCAUCCUCUCGGGGGUGGUCACCAAGAUGAAGAUGCAGCGCACCAUCGUCAUCCGCAGGGAUUACCUGCACUACAUCCGCAAAUACAACCGCUUUGAGAAGCGACACAAGAACAUGUCGGUGCACCUGUCUCCCUGCUUCAGGGAUGUGCAGAUUGGGGAUAUUGUGACGGUAGGAGAGUGUCGCCCCCUCAGCAAAACCGUCCGGUUCAACGUCCUCAAGGUGACCAAGGCUGCUGGCACCAAAAAACAGUUCCAGAAGUUUUAAAGACUAUUUGUACUUUCUUUGUAUCAAUAAAGCUGGGGUGAUUUGAA
Molecule: messenger RNA, 1379 nt
Organism: Ahaetulla prasina
Lineage: Eukaryota; Metazoa; Chordata; Lepidosauria; Squamata; Colubridae
Product: small ribosomal subunit protein uS17
Exons: 5
Coding region: 1-1332 (443 amino acids)
Biological process (GO): translation; G protein-coupled receptor signaling pathway
Cellular component (GO): cytosolic small ribosomal subunit; ribosome; membrane
Molecular function (GO): G protein-coupled receptor activity; olfactory receptor activity; structural constituent of ribosome
Source: RefSeq, a predicted model, not a curated record